Messenger RNA from Purpureocillium lilacinum, 1830 nucleotides. RefSeq lists its product as uncharacterized. The record is from RefSeq and is a predicted model, not a curated record. NCBI's taxonomy places the organism in Eukaryota, Fungi, Ascomycota, Sordariomycetes, Hypocreales, Ophiocordycipitaceae. Gene Ontology annotation, molecular function: zinc ion binding; sequence-specific DNA binding; DNA-binding transcription factor activity, RNA polymerase II-specific. Gene Ontology annotation, biological process: DNA-templated transcription; positive regulation of transcription by RNA polymerase II.
AUGAGCACCGAUACCCUCGAAGACACCCAGACAACACCUCUUAACUCCGGGGCAUUGAAUCAACAGCAGAUUACAGCUACCGACCUCCCCCAAGAACACUUGCGGCAGACGGGACGAACGGCCAAUGGAGCUGUAAACACCAAUGCUCUUUCCCACGAAAUUGGCCUGGUAUCUCUGGGCACGAACCUUGACUCGCGCUAUAUCGGCCCCUCAAGCGGAUAUUUUCUCGCGCGCGUCAUGCUCACCAGCAAAUCCCGAGCUGCUUCACCCCCUACCCGCGAUCCGAAUUUCUCUAUUAGACUCGUGGAAGCUGCCCACGGGUCCCUUGGUCUUCCGCGAAAAGAAAUGGCCGAGGAGUUAUGCGACGCAUUCUUCGAGCUCGUCCAUCCGCAGUACCCGGUCUUGCAUCGGCCGACAUUCAUCGCCACGCUGAACAAACUCUAUGAGCAAGGAGACCAGGAUCCCGUGUCAUCUUUUCAGGUUUACAUGGUCCUGGCCAUCUCGUGUCGCCUCAAGUCGGGUCUCCCCGGAGAGUCGUACUGCAUGUCGGCGCUGAAGUACUUUGAUCGCCUCAACGUCGAAAACUCCCUUCAAGGCCUGCAGUGCCUGAUCCUCCUGACGUUGUUUGCUAUGCACAGUCCAAGCGUCCGGCUCAAUGUGUGGUACCUCAACUACCAGUGCAUCGCGGCCGUUCUAGAUCUCGGACUCCAGCGGGACAUCACCACCCGUUCUGGGAUAUCGUUGUUAGAGCAAGAGAUGAGGACAAGGAUAUUCUGGGUGGUCUUCACUCUGGACAGGACCAUUGCAACGAUGAUGGGACGCCCCAUUGGUCUUCGGGACGAGGCGUGCGAAUUGAGGUUGCCCGAAGGACUGGAUGACGCAUCUCUUAUGUCGACUAGCAACGCACAGCAUUCGACCUCAGAUUCACCAUAUAACCCAAUCGCUUAUUCUGUCCACCUCUUCCGACUUGCUCGAAUCAACUCAGAGAUCAAGUACGUCGCCAACAGCAUCGUUCGCCACGCCCCCGCGUACGCUUACCCUGCGGUCAUCAACAUUUACGAAUGGCAAAGGGGUGUCCUUCAGCAGCUGGAUCAAUGGGCUAACGAGAUCCCGGUGGGCGACGAGACCCAAGCCCUUCACAUGAAGCUUAUCUGCCGACAGCGCUAUCACUCAUUGCGGAUGGUACUCCUGCGACCGAGUCCUGCUAUCCCCAAGCCUACCAACGAGGCGUUGGAGCAGUGCUACCACAGCGCUCAGGAGUGCAUUCGCACGUUCGACAAAUUAUACCGUAGUAAUCUGCUGGUAUACAGCUGGACGACAUUCUAUUCACUCGCGCUAAGCACAUUGACUCUCUUCUACUGCAUCAAGACGGUAGCAAAGAUUGCACAGGACACGGACGUUCCGACCCUCAUGUCCGACCUCAGUAUCAGCUCAAGCAUACUGAGUGCGACAGGUGAACAUUGGUCGGGCGCCAAGCGUUGUCGCGAUAUUCUGGACGACCUGGGUCGAUCGACAGUGCGACAACUGUUCGAGUCCAGCCGUCAGCCCGUGUCACCAGAGGCGCAACGUCGACGAACCAGGAGCACAGUCGUUGCAGACCAGAGGAACCCUUCGACGAGCUUGUUAAGCGACAACGAUACGGUUACUCCGGCGUUGAUGGAUGUUCAUCCAGAGACAGAGGGAGCAUUUGAGGUACCGCUAAACCUCUUUGACGACUUUCUCAGUACGGUUUCAUUUGCAGACUACCUGAGUGGGAACGAAGCAAACGUGGACGUGAUGAUGCAGAGUCUCUUUGAUGACUUCGGCUCGGCUGAAUCCAAUUUUGGCUAA